Messenger RNA from Erpetoichthys calabaricus (reedfish), 2443 nucleotides. Its product is annotated as desmoglein-2-like. The record is from RefSeq and is a predicted model, not a curated record. The coding region runs from base 386 to 2428 and encodes 680 amino acids. Gene Ontology annotation, biological process: homophilic cell-cell adhesion. Gene Ontology annotation, cellular component: plasma membrane; desmosome. NCBI's taxonomy places the organism in Eukaryota, Metazoa, Chordata, Cladistia, Polypteriformes, Polypteridae. Gene Ontology annotation, molecular function: calcium ion binding. The transcript has 12 exons.
AAUUGGGAAUCGUUACUGGUAACUUGUGAUCUUCAACAGAAAUGAAGAGUCAAAAAAUAAACGGAUGUUUUAGAAUAAGGAAACAUUUUUUGGAUAAGGCAAUAUACAUUUACGAACAACAAAAGCAUAAUAGACAUAUGGAUCAUGUUUCUUCUAUUACAUUAACAGUAAUGCCUGCAUUAUUUUCCAGCAAUUUGGCAAACUUGGAAUCGAGCCUCCAGAAACACAGCCUGCCUUGGCUGUCCCAAGUCUGGGUGGGGAUCAAAAACUCCAUGAGACACCUUUGGGCGCCGCACUUUAAUCACGAUUUAAGAUUCAGUCUGAGCACGACGUUGAAUAUACCUGCACUUUAAAAGUAAAUCUUACCUACCUGGUAUUUACCGUCAUGUCUCUCCUUCAAGCUGUGAACAAUGGAUUCAUGUUUAUCGUUUUGCAGACGGUAUUUCUAAGAUAUGGAGAAUCUAAGUUAGAAGUUCUUAAAAUUCAAAAUGGAGCCUUUUCUCACAGUCAUGACACAGAAGUUUUUCAAAGACAAAAAAGGGAAUGGAUUGCACCAUCAACUGCAAUAAGAGAAAAUGAAGAUUAUAGUAGUAAAAAUCCUGUUAUGAAAAUUAGGUCUGAUGUGCCCACUGUCAGCUACUACAGAAUUUCAGGAAAAGGAGCCACCGAGGCACCGUUCAACUUAUUUAUUGUUAAUAGAAAAACUGGUGAGAUAAACAUUACUGAAAUUGUGGACAGAGAGGAAUGCUCUAAAUAUAAACUCAAAGGAUAUGCAUAUGACAGUACCGGAAAACUGAUUGAAAGUUCAAUAGACCUGGAGUUUUUUAUUGAUGAUGUGAAUGACAACAUUCCAUUUUUUCCCUCACCAUUAUAUGCAGAAGUUCCUGAAUUGAGCAAACCAGGUACUGUGGUAUUAGUUCUUAACGCAACAGAUGCCGAUGACCAAAACACCGCUAAUGCUCAGGUUACUUAUCAAAUACUGAACAAGAUUCCUGAUGACGGAGUAUCUUUCUACAUUGAUAAUGAUAAAGUCAUUCUGGGUGGUUCUACUCCUGAUAGGGAGACAGUCGAUUUAUAUACCUUAAUUAUUCAAGUUAAAGAUCUGAAUGGAGCAGAAGGUUGCUUAUCUUCUUCAACUACCGCUCAAAUUAAGAUUCUGGAUGUCAAUGACAAUUUUCCUAUUCUAGAAAAAGAUAAUUAUGAAGGUACAGUUGAAGAGAACGCUGCAAAUGUGGAAGUCAUGAGAAUUAAAGUUUUGGAUGCAGACCUCAUAGGUUCAGACAACUGGUUAGCAGAUUUUCAAAUUGAAUCAGGCAAACAGGGUGACUACUUUAUGAUAGAGAUGAAUGAAAGCAGCAAUGAAGGCAUAUUGAUUCUUAAAAGGGAAGUCGACUAUGAAGCAAUGCAGCUCCUUGAGAUUGCACUUAAUGUUAGAAACAAAGCCGAAUUCCAUGAAUCGGUUUCUUACCGAUACAAAAGUAAAUCAAUUCCUGUUAUAGUGAAAGUGAAAAAUAUUAAAGAGAGCUCAAGUUUCUCUCCAAAUAAAAUAGUACUCCAUGUUACUGAGGAGAAAGGCAAAUUGGACCUUAGAAAAGCUAUUGGCAGGUAUGCAGCCAUCAAUAAAGAAACUGGACAAAUUGCAAGUAAAGUCAGAUAUGCAAAAGGUUAUGAUCCAAACAAUUGGCUGAUAGUUGAUCCAAACACUGCUGAAAUAAAACUUGCCAAAAUGCCAGAUCGGGAAUCUUCAUAUUUAACAAAUAGCACCUACACAGCAACAAUAUUGGCAAUAACUGACGACAUGCCUGCCAAAACUGCAACUGGAACUGUAGAAAUUGAAGUGAAAGAUUUCAAUGAUCACUGUCCGACUUUGAUUACUACUUCUACAAACUUAUGUACAGAUGAUAAAUCGUUUAUCGUCACAGCUACAGAUGAAGACAUCGACCCCAAUAGUGCCCCAUUUACAUAUACUAUUAUUGAUGAACCCCAAGGGACAAAGCAGUGGACAAUCGAGAAGUACAAUGACACCAGUGCAUUGCUUACAGUACAGGAGAAGCUUUGGCCUGGUAGAUAUGCCAUUAAACUUAUGAUCCAGGAUCAGCAAAAGAAGAGAUGUCAAGAAGAUCAAGUCUUAAAUCUUCAUGUUUGUACUUGUAAAAUCAAUAGGGGCUGCAAAGUAAUUGCAGCUGCAGUAAAAUCAAAAAGAGAAGGAAUUUUCAUGGGAUCCAGUGCUAAUGCCAUAAUGAUUUUAGGACUCUUAUUGCUGCUUAUUGUUCCUGUUCUGCUACUGACCUGUUCUUGUCGAUCUACUCGUAAGACAGCAAUCGUUAAACACAUUUCAGGUCACUCUGAAGGAAGAUUACUAACAUAUGCUUUGGAAGGAAUUGGCGAAGACAAGGUAAAUAUUUGUAUGCUUCAUACACAUAAAUAAAUGAGAUAUUCUAGC